CUCCACUCUUAUUUAAAUAUUAAGGAAUUCAUCGUCCCAAAUUUACUUUUAUAAUUUCUUUUAAAAUUUGAAAGUAGAGCUGUUACUGCAGAUGGCUAGCGCUAAUCACGAAGCGAAAUCAGAUGACGCCUACGAAAUUAGAAUAAUAUCGCCACAAACCAAAGAAAGAAAAAAUGUUUCAGUUGAAAUGAUGGAUGUGAAUGGCGACGACAAUAAAGUGCAUGUGGUGAAGACUAGUAUAUUACUGGAAGAGAUGGUAGAAAACCCAAAUGACUACUAUAUGGUUGCUAUCAACAAGCGCGAAGCAGAGAGAGAAAUGGAUGAUGAUGCAAGCAUACUUGAUUAUUUUGAAGAAAUGAGUUAUGGGCAUUUUGAAUUUCGUUUGAAGGAAUAAAUAUAUUAUUUUAUUCAUGUUUAUAUGAAUAUAUGUAGAUAAACUAUAAUAUACCAUUCCGAUUUUACCCCUUUAUUUUCGCUAAUUCUUAUGAUAACUGUUUCCUAAUUCUUAAGAGGCUUUUAAAAAAUACGGAUAUUUUUAAAGCUUUAACGUUUUUUUUGGUGGUCAUUUAAUUAAAUUAUUUUUUUUUAUCAAGCAAUUUUUAUCUAACAACACACACUUAUAUUGGAUACUUGCCAGUCAGGAAUGACGGCCUUAUAUAGCUUACUUUUUUUUCCUUAUUUACUUCAACGAAUGCUAUGUAGUUUAAAACUCUGUUUUCAGCUAUGAAUUAUUAUUUGUUUGUAAGUUCUCUGCCAUAGUAACUGCUAGGUCAGACUUUUUAAUAAUAUAACAAUGUGAAUUUAUGUGGACGAAAGUCAAGUUGCUACUAUAAAACAUAGCGUCGUUCGUUACACGCAAGAAAUAAUCUCUGAAUUUCAUUUAAAACUUAAGUUACAUCC
Molecule: messenger RNA, 900 nt
Organism: Physella acuta
Lineage: Eukaryota; Metazoa; Mollusca; Gastropoda; Physidae
Source: RefSeq, a predicted model, not a curated record